This is a messenger RNA of Cordyceps fumosorosea ARSEF 2679, 1215 nucleotides long. Its product is annotated as arrestin domain conatining protein. The coding region runs from base 1 to 1215 and encodes 404 amino acids. Gene Ontology annotation, biological process: division septum assembly. NCBI's taxonomy places the organism in Eukaryota, Fungi, Ascomycota, Sordariomycetes, Hypocreales, Cordycipitaceae. Gene Ontology annotation, cellular component: division septum. The record is from RefSeq and is a predicted model, not a curated record. The transcript is spliced from 3 exons.
AUGGCGACCGGUCCAGCGAGUGUAAGGGUUUCUGGGCCACCCAACAGCAGCUUUCUCGUGGGCUAUCCCGGAAUAUCCGCGACGCUGCCCCGCGUCGAAGGCAAGGUAGAGAUUCGCCCUGGCCAGGGUUUCUCCAUGCCCGUCCCGAUCUCCCUCGUCCGAAUAGCGCUGCAGCGCCGCGAAAGCAUACACCCCGAUGCUGAUAACCUUGCCAAGCGCCAUCUCGGCGCCGCCCGAAAGGAUACAACCGACGUCGUCGGUAAAGAGGUGCUUCUCUUUCGCUGCUCCUCGGGCAAAGAGGCGGAGAGAGUCGUUGCGAUGGACCUCCCCUUUGUCCUCUUUAUCCCCUUCGGCAAAGGUGGCGAAGAGACGAAUCGCCGGAUACCGCCAGCCUCCCUGCAGCUCCCGAACCGGAUAGCAGAGACAUUUUACGAAAUCGUCGUCACCGUGCAACAGGGCCACAGCAACCAGUACAAAUACACGUUUCCUAUGCCCCUGCAACGCUACGAUACUCUCUCGACUUUUGGCAUGUACAACAAGCCCGAGUCCAAACUCGUCACCUCAGAUAACCUUGUUCACCUGGGAAUCAGCCUACCGAAAUGGAGCUACGGACCAGGCGACCCUAUUACCGUUUACAUAAAAGUGUCCCCCAACCUCGACUGGAUGGCCAAGGCCAAAAAGGUCACCAUAGACAAGAUAACGAUGGUGGUGGAAGAGGAAAUCACGUUCAACCCAGAAGGAGACGAGCCAACGAAAAAGAUUAACAAACUAUCCAAGCAGGUACAAGUCGUCAAGACCAAGAUGCCUGAGGCUGGCUAUGCCACCAAUAUUGGCCUUUGCUUUCCGUCCAAAGACUUGCGAGAUCCUGACGGGGUUAUCAAGAGGGGAAAGCCGGGCUUUCCCCAGUAUGAACUUUCCACCUUUACCACUCAAUCAUCACUGUAUAAGAUUGAGUUCUUCCUCAAUAUCAAGGUUCAAUUAAGUGGCGCGCGCGAUAUUGUCAUUCGACAACCCAUCGUCAUUUGCCCCCUAGACCAGCAAGGCUGCAAGGAGGAAAUGGAUGCCAUCGAGCAAGCCGCCAAAGAUGCUUCACACGUUGACCCGAACAACCCCAUGCUACCCGCGCGCACUAUCAUUCUCGCCCACGAUCGCGACUCGAUUCGUGCCCUUGGCCUCUGCACUGUCGGCGGAAACAAGAAGCCGUUUAUCGAAUAA